AUGGUCAGCCAAAGCCUCCCUCCGUUCUACGCUCAUCCCUCUGUUAAUCCCAAAGGCUCUUUGCACUUCACGCUCCUCCUUUUGCCGAACCUCGCGCAAACGCUAUUAAACUACUAUGGUGUAACCAACACACCACCGACACGUCUUCUCGCUGCAGAUUGCACCUGUGUCAUCGUCUCCCACUUCCUCUCGAACCUGCGACAGGUGAACACGAUGGAACGACCUCUCCUCCGGGCCCACGCCUGCGCGGAGCUCGCAAUUCGCCUCGUGGAUCGUCGGGAAUAUGGGCGCAUCGCAUCGCUCCGUCUCCGUUCUCCCUCCCAAGUCGACGAUGUGUACGGGUCGGACCUCCCAGGAAAUGACCCGAAUAAGUCAGAUGCUGAUGGUGCAAGGGGGCGCCAGCGAGGAGGCAGUGAGGGGAGACAUCGAGCUCGUUGA
Molecule: messenger RNA, 438 nt
Organism: Sparassis crispa
Lineage: Eukaryota; Fungi; Basidiomycota; Agaricomycetes; Polyporales; Sparassidaceae
Exons: 3
Coding region: 1-438 (145 amino acids)
Source: RefSeq, a predicted model, not a curated record